AUGGCAUGUGAAACUCAGGCAAAUGAAGUGGUUACCCUGUUGAGUCCUACUAAUGAUGAUAUUCUAAUGUUUCUUUUGAUAUCUUCAAAGAUGCGUGAUUUUUGGAAACAAGUUGUUCAGGAAGCAACGUUUUAUUCUAGGGAUACGUCAAAUGUUGCCAGAGAAAUGAUCAAAGAGGCAAUUGUUGAGAAGCUUGACACCAAGAGCCUGAGUUCUGCCUCUAAUAGACUCUGUAUCGCAGACUUGGGAUGCUCAGUUGGACCAAAUACUUUCUUUGCUGUGCAAAACAUAAUAGAUGCCAUAGAAAACAAGCACAAAUCUGAAUAUGAUGGUUCGCAUAAGCUUGAAUUUCAGGUGUUCUUCAAUGAUCAUGCAUCCAAUGAUUUCAACACCCUUUUCACUUCUCUCCCACUUGAAAGGCAAUACUUUUCAGCAGGAGUGCCAGGCACCUUCUAUGAUCAGCUGUUUCCAUCAUCUUCCAUCCAUUUUGCACAUUCGUCUUAUUCACUGCAAUGGCUCUCUAAGGUGCCAGAAAAGUUGCUUGACCAAAAUUCUUCUUCUUGGAAUAAGGGGAAAAUACACUGUGCAGGUGCCUCGGAUGAAGUAGUCAAUGCUUAUGCAGCUCAAUUUGAAAAGGAUAUGGGGAUUUUCCUGAAUGCAAGAGCUAAAGAGAUCGUACCAGGAGGCAUGAUUGUACUUGUCAUACCAGGUAUCCCUGACGAGGUGCACCCUUCCGAGCUACCUGCUGGCAUUCUGUUCAACUUCCUUGGAUCCAGUCUUGUGGAUAUGGCUAAUGAGGGAAUCCUCAAUGAAGCUCAAAUUGAUUCCUUCAACUUACCAAUUUAUUCUGCAUCUCCAAAGGAGAUGGCUUCGCUGGUGAAGAUAAAUGGUUGUUUCAGUAUUGAAAGCAUGGAGGUGACGGAUCCUAGGUCCAAGAUUCAUGAUCCAAUGAAAUGUUCAAAAGGACUAUAA
Molecule: messenger RNA, 972 nt
Organism: Coffea eugenioides
Lineage: Eukaryota; Viridiplantae; Streptophyta; Magnoliopsida; Gentianales; Rubiaceae
Product: farnesoic acid carboxyl-O-methyltransferase-like
Exons: 3
Coding region: 1-972 (323 amino acids)
Biological process (GO): methylation
Molecular function (GO): S-adenosylmethionine-dependent methyltransferase activity
Source: RefSeq, a predicted model, not a curated record